UCCCAGCGAUUCCAUUGAAUUCAUUUUUUUUCCUUCCUUUCCAAACUGCUAACAUGGUCGAAACCAAGACCACCAAAGCUGAGGCUCCAAAAAAGCUUCCAGCAGUUCCGGAGUCAAUCCUUAAGAGAAAACUCCGUCGUACCACCCAAAAGGCUCAACGCCUCCAGGUCUCCAUUAAGGCUCGUGCUGCUCACUACAAAAAGAGAACUGAGUACUUUAAACGUGCUGAAAAGUACGCUAAAGAAUAUCGCCAACAAGAACGAAAUGAAAUUCGUUUGAAAAGACAAGCAAAGACCAAGGGAAAUUUCUAUAUUCCCGGUGAAGCUAAGCUUGCAUUUGUCAUUCGUAUUCGUGGUGUUAACCAAAUUGCACCAAAACCAAGGAAGAUCCUUCAAUUGUUCAGAUUGAAGCAAAUUAAUAAUGGAGUCUUUGUAAAAUUGAACAAAGCUACCAUUAACAUGUUGAGAAUGAUUGAACCAUAUAUCACAUGGGGAUAUCCAAAUUUGAAAUCAGUCAAAGAAUUAGUUUACAAACGUGGAUUUGCCAAGAUUGAUCGUCAAAGAAUCCCAAUAACUUCAAACAGUCUCAUCCAAAAAAAAUUGGGACGUGCUGAUAUUAUCUGUACUGAAGAUUUGAUCCAUGAAAUUUUCACUGUUGGCAAAAAUUUCAAAUACGCCAGCAACUAUCUUUGGCCAUUCAAGCUCAACACACCAACUGGAGGAUGGAGAAAGAAGACAAACCACUACGUCGAAGGUGGUGACUUUGGUAAUCGUGAAGAUCGUAUCAACGAACUCCUCAGACGAAUGGUUUAAAACUUGAAAUGAAUAAAACUAAAUUAAAAAUAAUA
Molecule: messenger RNA, 847 nt
Organism: Aphidius gifuensis
Lineage: Eukaryota; Metazoa; Arthropoda; Insecta; Hymenoptera; Braconidae
Product: 60S ribosomal protein L7-like
Exons: 6
Coding region: 54-812 (252 amino acids)
Biological process (GO): maturation of LSU-rRNA from tricistronic rRNA transcript (SSU-rRNA, 5.8S rRNA, LSU-rRNA)
Cellular component (GO): cytosolic large ribosomal subunit
Molecular function (GO): RNA binding; structural constituent of ribosome
Source: RefSeq, a predicted model, not a curated record